This is a messenger RNA of Closterium sp. Yama58-4, 444 nucleotides long. The record is from the annotation of a GenBank genome assembly. NCBI's taxonomy places the organism in Eukaryota, Viridiplantae, Streptophyta, Zygnematophyceae, Desmidiales, Closteriaceae.
AUGUUUGUGUACAUUGCCCUCCAGGCUAUGAAGCUGGUGGAGGCUUAUGAGGUGGAUGAGCUGAGGGACAGCAAGAUGCCAGCGGCAAGUGAGGAGGCCAUAGUGGACUUUGCAGACCUGGCUCUGGACUGCAUCAAGUCUCCCGGCACACGGCGACCCACCAUGAAGGAUGUGGCAUACCGCCUCAGUGCCCUCAUUGCCAAGCACUGCCCCGACAGGGAGGACGAGUGGGAGAGCGCCGUGAAAGAAGAGAGUGAAGGCAAUGAGGGUAUGUCUUCAAGGGAUGUUUCUGCUGUGCCGUUUGGAGAUAGUGAGAGGGAGUCUGGGAGGGAGUCUGGGAGGUCAUAUAACUCAUGGUCUGGUGUGAGCUCAUUCUUGCGCAUUGGUUCAAUAGGUGAUGGCCCUAAGAGGUGGCUGCAGCUGAAGCCAACCAAAGGGCGUUGA